Trichobilharzia regenti is the source of this 5486-nucleotide messenger RNA. The record is from the annotation of a GenBank genome assembly. NCBI's taxonomy places the organism in Eukaryota, Metazoa, Platyhelminthes, Trematoda, Strigeidida, Schistosomatidae.
GAUAGAUAGAGAGAAAGAAAGAGAAGGCUAUAUAGAAUAGAAUUUUAGUCCUUAAUCUGACCUUUAUAUGGACAUUUUUUCAAAGUACAUUUAUUAUACGUAUAUAUAUGUGUGUAGAUAUUUAUAAUUUACACACGAAUAAUGUGAUUAUUUAUGAAUAAGGGCGUAUUUUUCUAAAAGUGAAGAAUGUGAUACAAAAGUACUACUCAUGAUUACUUCUCAGGGAGAAGAAUAAAGUUAUGUAAAAGGCACAAAAAUAUUCAAAACAAAACAAAAAUAUACAUUUAAUUCCAGUUGAGUGAACUUUUGCUAUUAUUUUCUGUAAAAGACUUAUGGAAUUAUACACUAAAGUUUCUUUGAAAGAAACAGAAUUAGAUCUAAGUCAUGUCAUUCAAAUGAUUAUAUCAAUUCAUUAAAUGUUUCAAUUGAUGAGAUGACAGAUAUUCCAAAACAGUGUUCACUAUCAACAAGAACAUCAACGCCGACGUCAACACCAACACCAACGCCAGGAACAACAAUUACUGCAAGUCGACUUCCGCAUUCAUCAACCUAUUUAACUGGUAUCAAUGAAGAUACAAGAGGUGAAUCAUUUCAUUCAAUUAUUGAUCUUCAAGGGGUUCAUCAAAAACAGCAUAAUUCAUCGAUUAGUACAUGUGCUGUACCGUUAAAUGUUUGCUGUGUUUGUGCCGAUGAAGAUGGUUUACAGUCACUGCAUUCAGAGAUAUUUGUAGUUUGUGCUUCACCAGGCUGUAAAUACAGUGGACCAAUACAUAAAAAGUGUUUAGAUCAUUGGGAUUCAUGUUGUGAUUUCUAUUGUCAGCUGUUGAAUAAUGCAACUAGUUCAAUUCUAUCUCAGUCAUCAUCAUCACCAAUAGAUAUCAAUUCUCCGUCUUCAUUAUCAUCAUCAAUAUCAAAUAAUUUUAGCUUUAAUACUGGUAAUUUUGAUUCACCAAUUAGUAAAUCAUUUAUGGAAGGUUUAUUUCGACUUUAUGAAUGUCCAUUAUGCGGUCAGUAUACAUUGUAUCGAUCAUCGAUAAAUUCAAAAACUGGUCAAACUGAGAAUAUCUCACCCAGUCAUCGCUUUACAAGUGUUCUUUGUGCUAUACAAUAUGCAGCUGAGAAAUUAAAUCAACACGAGAGAUUAGCACAUUCAUCCCUUCAACAGGAUACCUCACAGUUGAACUCACCAUUCACACUGAAUCAACCUGUAGACCAUUAUCUCCCGACAAUUGGAUCAAUGCCAAAUUUCAAUGCAGAUGAAGUUAAACAUCAACCAGCAUCAACAUUUAGUCAACCAUUCACUGGUAGAUCACAUUCAUACGCGCAUCCACCACCGAUUACAAAUAAAUUUAGUGAUAUUUUAAGACGAUUUUCAUUGAAUCGGGAGGCGAAUGAUACUACUUAUUUAUCAGCUGCUAGCAAACAUAGUAGUAGUGAUACAAGCAGUGGAUAUUAUAGUAGUCAAUCGACUGGUGACAGUUCUAUCGAUCCAAGUCGACGUAAUAGCAACAAUUCAUAUGCAUCAUUAAUGUUAGGCAUAACAACAGCAAUGAAGUCACCAGAGGAGGAAAAAGAGGAUACAAUGAAAUUACACGAAGAUAAUUCUAUACCCUGGAUGAUGCCAACGAAUCAACCUUUACCGAGAGCUUUGAUUAAGACAUCUACUAAAAGUGGUCCAACUAAACUGUCAUCAGAAACAAAUCCAAUGAAUGACCUACUUCAACGUCCAGCUGAUUUGUUGUUAACCUCCAUGCCUACAGAAUCCACAUCAUUAUCAACAGCCUCCACAAGACGAAGAGCUGGUUCAAGUAUCAGUUUCGAUGAGACUUUCGAUACAAGUUUAGAUGCUACUAUUGUGAAUAACCCCAGUAGUAAUAAUAGCAAUAAUGCCGUCAACAGUCAUAAUGACAUUAGAAGUAAUAAUAAUAAUAAUAAUAGUAACAAUGAUACCACUAGCAACGCCAAUAAUCAUAACACUAUGAGCAGACCAAUUUCUGUUAUCGGCAGUCGACGACAUCAUUCAACAUCUUCAACUUUAAGUAGUACAAAUACAAGUAAUACAACUAAUACAAUGAACAAUAAUAAUAAUAAUAGCAUCGUUAAUAAUAAUAAUAAUAAUUUUAAAUCAAGUUCCGCCUGGACAAAUGAAUCAUUAACGAAUAAGUCAAGAAUCAGUCAUUGGCAUAAUAAUAGUAAUAAUAAUAAUAGCAAUAAUAAUAAUAGUACAGAUACAAAGGGUAGAAAAACUGUCAAUACUAAGGGGAAUAUCUUUCUACAACGUCGUGAUUUCAACGUAUUCACGAAACUUCCAAAUUAUAAACAGAAUGCAUAUUUUAUUCAAAUGGAUGAUGAUAGUUGUACAGGGAAUGAAGAUACACGAGCAUUUCUCCUUGCUCAGCUGACUAAUCAUCGUGUCUCUGAGGUAUAUUGUCUAGCCUGUCAACAGAUGUUACCAGUUUAUGAUCAUUUUCCUGUGAUUGAUGGUAUCUUUUUCAUUAGUCCAUUAUGUCAUCGUUCCACAGAGGGUUAUCGUAAAGGUGGAGGUCUACGAGUGACUUGGCAUACAAAUGGUAUACAAAAUCAAUCAAUACCACCACCACCACAACAACAACAAAGUCAACAACAGCAACAGCAACAAGCUAAUCGUACUUCAAAUUUCAAUAACACUAACAAUAACAAUAAUAAUAAUAACAGUACUAAUACUAAUAAUAGUAAUAAUAAUUUGAUCUCUUCAACAAAUGAUUACCAAAAUAUCAAUAAGAUAGCGCUGAAACUGUUAGCCCCUUUGAAGAUUAUGUCACCACCGCCUGGUUGUCUUGGACCACGGCAACAAUUGAAUUCAGUACAGCAUAACAAUAUGAUUAAUAUGAUUACGUCGGAUCAAAACAGUUUACUGUCAAAUUCAACGUCGUCCUCAUCAGUAUUAUCCUCAUCGAGAUAUUCCUCCAUUACCACAUCGACGAGACAGGGACGUUAUUUGCAUGCCUUAUGUAUGAAUUGUAUGCAUACAGAAGAUUUGAUUUCAAACAACAAGUUAGGCGAUGUAAAAUGUAUAAGGUGUAAAGUGUGUGGUAAACUUUGGUCUGUACUGGGUGGUGACGCGGGUUCGAAACUCUCAGAAGGGAUAUGAAUUCCUUCAAGGUGGUUGCAGAUGCGCCUUGCUGACUGUUAAGUUUCAAGUGGUUGGUGUCCAAUUCUUUCUACCGAUCGCCUUCAAUCAUGUAAUAUAUGAUAACUAUACUGGUCAUUGUUUUGUAGACUGAAUCCAUCAAACAAUAGAGUGAAGCUUGUAUUGUGGUCAGUUAAACAUGUCUACAGAAGAAAAUUAAGACUCCUAAAGGAAAUGUAUUUCAUGGGCAUCAUUACUUGUUGGCGGUCUUUAUACCUAUGAUAUAUUCGCUGCAGUACCAUGCUGUUCAAAUCAUUUAACUUGUGGUUCAUGUCAAUCACGUUUAGAUGACUUAACUCUUCAGAAUUCUUCAUCACCAGUCCCACAACAACAGCAACAACAACCACAGCAGACAUCAACAGAAACUAUAAUGAACGUAUCAUCGAAUUAUCUACCUCCUCCUGCUCAUCACCACCAUCAAGAUCAAUCAGGAAUCAAUAAAAUCAAUGAAAUGAAGGAUAAGUCGUCUACACAUGAUCUCACUAUUAAAUCUUUCCCAUUAAGUUAUUUUAGUCAAUAUAGUAACUUGAUCAUUUGUCCGUAUUGUUCAAAAGUCGAUUAUCAUUUUGUUAAACUAUUUGAAGAUACCUACGAAGUUGUAAGCUGUUGUUCUUAAGAAGACGAAUACUGGAAAUUUCUAGAUUUUUAUUGAUUUAAUCGGCUUAAUUUUUUUCAAAGUUUUAGCAUUUUUCAUUCUUAUUUUACGUGACAAAACAACAUACAAAAAAAACAUCAGGGAAAAGAGAUUAGUACUACUGAAUUACUUUUUAGUAGAAAACUCGAUUUCAUCUCAAUCUAUUUUCAAUGUAUUUUGUUAUUAUUAUCAUUAUUAUUACUAUUGUAGUCAUUAAUGUUGCUUUAUUUCGUUCUGCGAAUAUUAAGUAUUUAUCACAGGGAAAGUCCAGGUCCCCACCCCUUUCUCCCAGCAUAUAAAACUUUGAAGGUUGGGUACCAACUACCACUACCUUUCACUUUACGUGUCUGUUGCUCAGGUCAACUCUUAAACUCAGAUGUUAUUCUGCUUUAUUUAAGUAUAAAUUUUAUUGCUAUAGGUUUAAUCUGUAUGUCCUAUUUCUUUAUUCAUAUUUUCAAUCUACUUAAUACUUAUCUUAGUAGUAUGUUUUUAAUUACAUAAAAAUGUAUAUUUUUAUUUAUACGAUAAUUUGUACUGUAGUCCAUUUAUUUUUAACUCACACAAAACUUCAGUUUCUGUGUGUGUGUGUGUGUGUGUGUGUGACACAGAGCGCCAAAUUGUACAAAGAACAAUACAGUAUUGUCUAAUUGAAAUCCUCCUUAUUAUUUAUAUAGAAUAUUAUGUGGAUUUCAUCACUUAAUAUCGUUGUUUUUGGUUUCAUUUCUGAUUUUGUUUAUUUUUUGAAGUUUCCUCGCUUAAAAACGCACAAGGAAGUUUCUAGUUAUUUUCUUUCGCUUAUCGUGUUGUUUAAAUUCUCCAAACAAUAAUUUAAAAAAUAAUUUGUGUAAUUUUGGAUAAGAAAAUAUGAUAUAAUGGAGUUAUAUAUUAGCGUGUGUUGAGACUGACAGAGCACAUACUUUUACUUCGAGUUGCUUUAUUGCAUAUCUUUGGCAACUGUAAUGCAGUCCUCUGUUGCUAUUGUGGUUUAAUGACAAGUCAUACUUCUUUUGUAUGCUUUUUAAAUGAAAUUGUAUACCAAAAAUCCUUUUCUGUGACGUACAUAUUGUCGAUGGCAUCAAAUUCUUGAAAUGUGUUACAUUUUGCUACACUUUUAUCAGAAAACAUCACUUGAUAGUGAUAUGUGCUCAGUGUAAUGCAUGAAAUAGAGGCAGUAAGCUCAAAAGUGAAACGGAGAUUACUCAUGAAUUCUCAUGUAAUCAUGUUGGUUGGUAUGUUUUUGAACCUUUUUUUUUAUUGAAACGCUUCACAAUAUUCAUUGGAUAGGGAGGCAGGUGUAGGUGCCCCCACUUCAAAUAAAGAAAUAUACCAUAUAACCACCCCGUUUCUUUCGUUAUUUAGUUUGGAUUGUUGUCAUUUGGUGACUUCAUUGAUUAUUGGCUUUAAUUUACUUUCAUUAUUAUUAUUGUUAUUAUUUUGUGGGUUUUAACACCUAAAUUUAUGUAUCGAUUUUGAGAAUUAGAGCUUUCACUGAUGUUUAACAAACGUGGACUCUGAAAUCUCAGGGAGUAUUUGUUUAAAAGUUGCUUGUAUUGUUACUAUUUCAUUGCAUAUGUCUCCGUAUGUCUGUCUGUCAAGCUGUCUAUCUGUUUAUCUGUCUAUCUCAGGUAUUGUUGGGAUUUGUAAUAGUUUACAAUUAUUUUAUUCAUUAAAUUAACUUGUUCC